AAUCUUUUUACAGGUGGAAAGAUGUUUAGGAAAUCGUGUGUUUGUCAUCCCAGAAAAAAAUGCAAGAACACAGUAUGCGUGUAGUUCUUAAAAGAUGAACAGCUUGAACAGUCGUUUUUAAAACUGACGUAGUUCAUUUAACCAGAAUGGUUUGUGAUUAUUUUUAAAAAGACAAACAUGUAAAACGACAAGGUUCUUCACGUAUUUAGAGAAUGUGCUAACUUUUGUUCUAAUUUUAUUUGGCCCUUUUUUUUUUACCAUAGCUUCGUAGAUAUUGAAAGUAAGAUUUGAACUUAUUCUGAAUUGUUGUUUUUAAAAGUUCACACUAAAUAAUUAGCUAUUAGGUUUAGAUCUACAAUCACUUAAACAAAAUGGAACAACAGUAUAUUUUAAGUGAUUCAGUCGAUGCACUGGCAACAGAAGAGACUUAUGAACAUGAGGAUGAAAAGUAUGUUGAAGAUACAAACGGUGUUACGUUUGUAAACAAUGAGCAGAAUGAUUUUGAGGGGGCUGGGCCAGAGCACAUGGAAAACAUGGGGGCGGGGGUGAUUGAAGGUAACACAGCGAUAAACACAGAUGUUCACGAUAUUGUGUAUGAAGAAUACGAUGUUGGGGACACAGUGGUGUCUUCAUCUGAUCACGCAUAUUCAUUUGAGAUUGAUCAAGAAGGUAACUUGGUUCACCAAGCAACUGAAGUAAGAACUGGCACUCACCAAGUGAAAACCACAGAGAAAGAAAAGUUCAACGUUGAAUCACUUAGCUAUGAACUUCAAGUUGGAUAUAGAAUUCUGAGCAAUAUGAUGAGUGCUAGCAACAGAUGUGUCAACAAACUUUUUCUUUAUCCUGUUGAUGACAGUUACCCAGAAACUUCAGAUUAUUAUGAGAAAAUCAAAGAACCUAUGUGGAUGUUUAAAAUGAAAGAAAAGUUUGAAAACCAUGAAUAUAAUGAUUUGACUGACUUCAUGGCUGAUUUUCGUUUGAUGAUUGAGAAUUGUUAUCGUUACAAUGGACCAGACAACUUUGUUUCCAAAAAAGCUCAGAAACUCGAAACAAUGAUGAAGCAAAAAGUUGCUUUAUUAUCAAGAGAUUUGAGGGAUAAAAUUAUGGGUGCCUCUAAUGUUGAUGAUGAAAUGCUGACAUCAGCAGGCAUUCGAAGGAGAGUUAGAAAUCCCAAUCUGUCAUCCGACGACCCAUCUCAGCAACUCCUCUCUAAGCUGCGCAGAGAUCGGGAGAUGCAGGAGAAAGUUGACAGAAAACAAAAAGUCGAAGACAGAAAAGCAAUGGAACAAGCCCGAGUACAGGAUCUCCAAGAAUGGGAAGAUAAGAUUUUGGGGCCUGAUGUUAAAGAGAAAAUUAGAACUAUGUGGGAGCUUCCUCAAAUUGGACUGUUUGUUUAUUUAUGUAUGGAGAGUCUUGGUUUGGAAGAGGAAGUUACGCAAUAUCAGUUGGAAAGAGGCAUUGCUAUGCCUAGAGAAUGUUCAGACUUCAGGAGACUUAUGACUUGUUUGUUGUCCACACCACAUCAAAGAAAGAGUUUAAAAAGUUUUAUGCCUUAUCAUGUUUGGAACUCAAAGCUAACAUUAAAAAUAGAUUAUUUUUAUAAAAUGUUGUCUGAAAAGAAAGGCAAUCAGACUCAGGUUUGUUAUAAACUUGGUUUGGAUACUCGUGCUUUCAAAAUGAUGGGUAAAACAAAUCCUUUGUUGAAGAAAAAGUUCCAUGAGCUUAGUUACUUGAAGCGUGUUUGGAUUCUUAAAAACUACUGUGAUUUCUGUAUGGAAACCCAGCAGUAUCUCCAGAAAACGAUAGAUGAUAUAGAAGCUGUUCGGCCUUUAGAUGUCAGAGAGGUCCAGCUAGGGUCGGAUGGUAGAGGCUACAGAUACAUCAAUUUCCCAAUGUUUACUGGGAAGGAUAUUCGUAUUUACAAGCACUCAAAGACUCCAGAGCCCAGUAUUGAUUCCCUUGGCUUGGCUGAUUGGUCUGUGGAGAGUGAAAAGCUCUCUGCGUCAUCUUCCCGCUGUUCAACGCCAGUCAACCCUAAAGGCGGUCGAUCAACUGAAACACCUUCUACAUCACUUCGAGCAAGGGCACUGUUGCAGGCAGCUGAAUCUAAUGAUGCUUCACCACUGAGAGAUACUUCAAGAUCAGGGUCCGAGGCACCAGAAAAUCGACUGUUUCAGACACCCACAUCUGACAAUGCAGAGAGCUCGACCAAUGGCAGUAAACAGAACAGUGUUAAAAAAAGAAAGAGGUCAGGCCUGUUUUCCAGCAAGCGCAAGCGGUUGAAAAAAAGCACCCCGAUGAGUAAAACUGAUUCGUGUGAUAUGAUCGAGGAAGAGGAAGAUGACGGUAGACUUAACACUAGUGAUGUUCUUAACCAGAGUGGUUCUGGUUUAGACUUCAGUGAUAACCCUCAUGUGCCGCAAAGUACAAUGACCACAAGCAGUGAGAAGCCACUGUCAAAUGGAGAUUCAUCAAACACAGAUAAUCAGAAUUCCAAUGUGUCACAGAAAAUUCCAAACAGUUCUUCGAUUGCAGAUGAUUCUGCGCAGAACAAAGGGGACACUGGGUCUCAGAUGAAAUCCAAACAGCAGGACAGUGCUUAUCUUUCAUAUGACAGCGACAAGUCAAUAAAAGAAGAGGAGAAGGAGAGCCUAAAUGCAGGAGACAGUGUGUCUGUGAUAAAGAAAAAUGGAGAACAAUCUGAUUCAGUGUUGAAUAAGAUAAAAUCAGAGGACAACUCAAAAAUUUUAACUUCAAAAUUAAAGCAAGAGCCGUCAACAAAUGCCAGCCAGUCUACUUCAGAAACAGAAUCAGCUGCUGAGGCUAAAUGUUCUUCCCUUGAUGCGAUUAAAAAUGAGACAGGAGAUGGACAGGACAUCAAAGCAGAGAUCAAGCCUGACAGUGAUGAUGUUAAAAAAAUAAGUCUUGAUCAGAAUAAGGUGGAAGUGUCCAGUGUGAAAACAGAGAUCAAGAAAGAGGAGGAGGUCGAGGAAGAAGACACAGAUGAGGAAGAUUUGCCAGACGUUGGAAGAAUUGAAUUAGCAGCGGAGAGUAUGGAAGAUAUCCGUGCACUCAUGAACAAACUGUCCAACCCUGAACCCAUCAAACGAGGAAAGAGGACAUACCCUGGAGUUAUGAAGCCAUGUGAGGAAGAGCUACUUGCCAAUAUUACUACAUUUUAUGAGGAGCUCUUGAAGUAUGAGAAAAGCCUUCAAAACGCUAGAGUUAGCAUGCAGGCCAAACUGCGCAAAGAAGUGGAAAGCUAUGUUGAGCCUAAAGUAGACCAGGAGGCAAAAGGCUGGGACAGCGAUCAUUCCCAAAGCAGCAAAGAUUCCAGUGAGGAUGAAGAAGAGGCAGUCAAGGCUGAUGCAGAGAAUGCCAGGCAGUCCAAGAGAAUCAAAGCCAGCUCUGCUAAACAGGCUGCUGCCACAGCAGCCCUGCUGUCAUCCGCAGCUUCCAAGCUGUCGUCUAUCUCAGGGGAUGGCAAUGAAGACAGCAAUGACAGUUUUGAGUUGGAUAUUAGUUCUAGGGGAAGAUUGAGGAAAAGGCGCAUCAUUCCUAAUAACACUGAAGACACUGGUCUCAAAAAGAGGAAAAACUUACCAAAUCAGGAAAGUCUUUUCAACUCUGGUGCUACCACUGCAGCUUGCGUACCAAUUACUGUAGCUCAUUUGCAACAGCAACCCAUUACGGUACAGAGCAAGUCCCAAGCCUGGCAGUCACACUUAAUAUCUAUGCUCAGCUCAAAUCAGAACAGUUCUGUUAUUAGAGCCCAGCUGGCAAAUCAGAAUCUGGCUUCCCCUGGCCAGGUUUUAAGCCUGAUGGCACCUGGCCCAGAUGGCACAAUGAAGACUAUCCGCGUCACAGGCAAACCAAACAUGGUCAUCUCACCCCAGAACUUGUCCAACUUCAGGUUCCUGUCCACUACGGGUGUGGUGACUCUCCCUCGGAAUAAAGUCAUCUCCUCCUCAGCUCAAACUGCUCACCCAGUCAUCCAACAGUUGCUGCUCAGUCAGCAAUCCUCGACCCCAUCCUCGGCUUCCACAACCACUGUGUUCUCGUCAAACACUUCCUCUGUGAUGUCGACGACACAAAACCCCAAGCCAAAUUUACAGCCCAACCCUAAUGCAGUUAAAGUCUCUUUGGUCAUAACUGCUCCUUGUGGGGGUAACCCCCUGGCCUCGUCUAAGCCAUCAUACGUGAUGGCGCCACAGUCUGUGGUGGUCACGCAGGUCUCGACCAUGACCCAAGGUGGCAAACAGGUCCUGGACCUCGGCAGCUUGUCCAUGACCCAGAUACAACAGCUGAUAAAAAACCAGGCCAUACAGAUCAACACAGGCGGGGGCAACCCUACUACUUUACUCUUAACGAGUAACCUGCAGUCUUUAGCUUCUUCCCGAGCUUUACCAACCACGUUGACACCCAGUCUUGCAGCGCCAGUUAGAAUUCCUAAUAAUUUAUCUCCUGUACAAGCCAAGAUAAUCCACCCCACAGGAGCCCAGCCAUCAAUAGUUAACAUAAUCAACAAAAAACCAUCCGUCAGCGCCCCUCAGAUCAUAGUCAACACCAGGCAGAAUCCUAUGCUGACAUUGUCUGGUCAGGUCCCAGCACAGGUCAUCAGGCCAUUCACAACACAAACAAGUUCUGUCGUCAGGGUAGCCGCACCUGUUGUUUCGUCUCAAAUCUCACCUGUCGGCAACCAGGAGCUCUCCGUCUCCCAGCCAAACGCCCCAUUUGUUAGGGCUGCCCCUUUAGCUACCUCCUUAGCCGGUAAAGUUGUGCUGUCCCCUAACUUCACUAACCUUGGUUUGAGACCUGCUAACCUCCGACCUACCAGCACCAUUUCAAUGACCACAACACAAAAACCAAUGCCCUCACCCAGGAUCAUCAGUUCCCUCAACCCUGCGCCUACUGUCCGAGUGACGAAAGCAGUGACAACACUGUCUCUGGGAAACUUACCCCAACAAACUGCCGGAGCUUCAGCAUCACCCGGAGACGCAGCUCGAGCUAAAGUUAUAACUGUACCACUCAUGAACGUCUCCCCAGCUAAGAAAUACGCAGGCAAUGUCACUGUUAAGGCGCUGUUAGAAAACCGAGGGUUUAAAAAGAUUGGGGAUGAAGACUAUGAACCAAAUCAAACAGGUGGUUUACUGUCCAGUAGUGGUGUAGAAGCAGCUUCACCAGGUGAAAAAACUAGCGCAGACAACCAAGACAUUUCAGUGAGUAGCAGUUGUGAGGAAAGCAAAGAGAACUCCAAGAACUUUAACACCUCAACAAUUAUUCGGACUUUACAGUGCAAUAGAACUGAGUCAGACUUUGCUAGCAUGUCAGAGAUAUCCAGUUCAUCCCUCCCUUUGUCCACGCUAAGUAUACUCAACGCUCACACCAACCCUUUGUCCAUUGACACUGGCAUGCAAUGUCGUGCCGCGGCUACUUCCUCGGAGGUCAUCGUCCCAACUGUCAACAUCAAGGUCCCUUCCCCAAACACGCUGCCUUCUGUUCUUCAUAACAAAAAUGGCACGACCAUUGUCCAGUCGACCAAAGUACCGAUCCCCGUGGCAACUGAGACUAAGACAGGUGACAGCCUGAGCCCAGUGAGUCUCACAUCAAGUACGUCCCAGGUCUCAACGCUGCAGUCCAUUAAUGCACUCAGCAAAGCCCACAGUCUGGCCAGUAACAAUAUGGUGAUAACAGCUGUCAGUAACUCUGUGGCCCCCUCGACAAUCAAACUGGUAAGCUCAGGGUUAAACACACAGCAGGUGGCCAGUCCGGUGGCGUCCAUGAAAAACGUCAUGCUGAAGGUGACGCCACAGAGCGGCGGGUCAGGGCAGUUUGUGCAGGGUUUUAUGACUUCACGAGGGCUCGUCAUUCCCCAGUCAGCUCUACUGCAGCAGCAGACUGGGGGUAAUGUCAUCCUGAACACUGUCUCGCAGCCGGCCGGCAUCACUCAGCUGCAGACAAACCAGCUAUCCCAGCUUCAGCCAUCCACUGUUUUAUCCGCUGGGAACCAGACUUCCACAUACGGACAGCACGGUAUUGUCAUCACCCAACAGCUGCACCAACAGCCUGCGCAGCAGCUGAUUGUCGCCACACCUAAUUCUUCUUCUUCGCUUGCCACCCAGACCACGAGCCCAGGAUUCAAAGUCAUGUUUUUGAACUCAUCCGUGUCGACCACUCCAUCGUCUUUGACCAGUAACAGCAUUAUCACAUCUGGUCAACACCUGGCCACCAGCACCCCAGCUUCAGAGUUGGUCAAGCAGAUAGCCAACAACUCCCACCUCCAAGCCAGUUCACAACAACGGAUUACCCUAAGUGCUGGAAGCAGCCAGCAGAAUGCGUCACAGCUUCUUAACUCCAUAGUCCAAGGUUCACCCGUACAAGGUAACAACAUGGGACAACAGGCGAGUGUUUCACCACAGGUGGCGGCACAGAUUCUGGCACUCCAGCAGAAGAACCAGAUGCAGCAGCAGAACAUUGUCCUGGCUGCCAAGCCUAACCAGGUACAGAACAAACCUUCUGUUGUAGCUCUACAGCUCCCACAACUUGGACAGUUGAUCAACCUUGGAGGUGUCACGCAGCUUCACCUCCCCCAGCAGCUGACCACCAUCCAGCCACAGUUAGCCUCAAGGGUUGGCCAGUCUGGGCAAGUACUCCAGCUGGCAAUCAACCCCCAGACAGGAAACCAGGCAAUCAUCGCAACACAGAACCCACAGGUGGUCAGAGUAGGCGGUCAGUUGAGUCCACAAAUGCAACUAGCGAACCAGAAUGUGGCGCAGAUGCAACCCCAAGGGAAUAUAGUCCUCCAGCAACAACAGCAACCCACCCAGAACAUUAUAGUCCAACCCCAGCAGGCCAACCUGUCUGUUUUGGGCUCCGGUGUCAACCUCCAGCACUCCGGCGUCAACCAGAAUCUGUCGGCUCUACAGCAACAGCUCUCCAAGACGUCCCCGCUUUCCACAACCAAAGUCCAGACCCCGGUAGGCAACCAAAGCACCACCAGCCUGGUGCUGUCCCAGCUCCAGUCCCCUUCACUUGGUGCCAGCUCUGUCAAUCAAUUCCAGUACGUUCUGAACCCCUCAUCACAGCCAGGCCUGACCCUGGGCAGUGUCUCCCUCAACAAAGUUUCCGCUGGAUCCCUGACAGGGACUGUGAACCGGGUUAUAAGAGCAGACUCCAAUCUGCUUCAGUCCAACUUAAACAGUCAGAACACACUGCAAGGGAUGGUGCCUUCAAUGUCUCAAUCUUCUUCAGCUGUUAUUGUUGGCAACCCCCAGUCUAAAGCCCAGAUGAUUGUGCCAAGUUCCAGUGCCGGUCAGUAUUUGAUAUCACCGGUCAAGCUGGCCCCUCAGCAAGCCAAUAUGAUCAGUCCCAUCAAGUUUAUCAACGCCCUGCCCAGCCCUAACUCAGUCGCUGGACAAAACUCCUCCCAGUUUGUCAUCAACAACUCCGCUUUAGCUGGUGGUUCAAGCCAAGGUUUAGCCAAGCCCUCGGUUAUUUUUGCUAGUGGACAGUCCAGCAACGUUGUUGACAAGAAAGAGGGUAAAAUAGCUCAGAUUCUCCUCAGCCAGCCUAUAGCUAGCAUCAACGCUAAUCAACCUCACAUUACCAGUCAAACAACCACUCAGCUACCUGUCUCUCUUGGUGUAGGUUCUAAACCAGGCAGUGAAAACUCCAAGACAUACUUAUACAAAAUAGGCGAUCAGUACUAUUCCCCGACCACUAACAUCUCCGUGCCCAGUAUCCAGCAGAUGACCUCGGGGACUAUGUCAACAAGUGCCAAGACAGAUGUUCAACUGUUUGUGCCCCCUGCCUGCAUUGAAGCAUCCGACCAAAUCUUGAAACAAAACAAUACUCUGUUCACAACAAACCUAAAUUCUAACAUGGCUUCAACCUCAUCACUGUCUCAGAAUCUGAUUGCCAGCAGACCAACAGGAAGGGAAUCAUCCACCACAGGGUCUGUGAACGGGAUCCACAACGGCAACGCACAGUUUUCUUUUUCACUGUCAGGCCCAUCCACUCUCGGCACCAAGCCUGCCUUUAACGGCCAGACCUCUGUGGUCAGGACCCAGCAGUCAGGGGGUGCUAGCGUGUUGAUGCUGAACUCUUCUAAUGGCGUCUUAGAUUCUGAGAGUCGGCAGGUGAAUGCCGGUGAGAAGCAGUACAGUUUGAAGGGGGCCCCUCAACAUGGGUCUGCCACUAAUACUAAUCUAACUGUACAGGAACAGAAUGAGAAGGAGGCUGCUUUAAACCUACUCACAUUGGCCAAUCAACCUAUAUAAAUAGCUGUGUGAACUUGUACUACUCAGAUAAGUUUCUAAACUUGUUGACUAGGCCUGUAUGUGGUCUGUAAAUUAUUGCUCCGGCUAUCAUUGCUUUCAACCUCUAAACAAGUAGGGCAAGCCUUAGCUAUUGUUUAGAAUACAUUUCCAAUGGUUCUCACAAUAUGUAACUCAAGAUUAUUCUCCUUACGAUUCUAGCUUUACUAUUUAUGUACUAAAUUAGUAUGUAGUAAUGAGGACGGUACAGAAGACUGAGUAAAAUUUAGGUUUAGACUAAAAACAUUUCAUUCUUAAAAAAUAAAUCAUUAGAUGUAUUUUUUUGUACAAAGUGUUUAGGGUCAGCUAAACUUGCAUGUUUACAAUCACUAGUCACCUGAUUAAUUUGUGUCAUUAUUUCAUGUGCUUAAGUUAUCCAAAUUUUAUGAAUGGCAGUUUUCUUAUUCAGGUUGACUAAACUAGUGACCGGUUGAUACAAUUUGAUGUUACAUUUAAAUAGGAAAUUUGACCAAAAUUUCAUGUUACCCUGUACAGUGAUACCCUGUAUUUUAAUACCAGUUUUUUUUAUUGUAAAUUUGAAAUGCAUUUCAUUUGUACUUGGGUGUCAGAUUAUCCCUUACAGUAGUAAUUUCUACUGUUAGUUAAAAUUAUUCCAUUCUAAAUUUACAUGAAUAAUUUAUGUAGAACAUAAUUCACAAACUGUUAGGAAAUUAACCUUUUGUCCAACUGAAAUUAUUUCAGCUUUUCUUAAAGUAUAACCUAGUCUGUGUCAUGAAGAAAAAUCCUUUGUUAAUAUUGUUAGCUGUCUUUGUAAAGAUAUUAUGUAUUAUAUAACAAUCUUUGACCUGACUACUUAAAAGUUUAAGGCUUAUUAAAUUAUAGCAGGACAUUACUGAUGCGGAAAUCCAGUGUGUAGUUCAAACAUCAUAAGAGAUAAAAAGUUUGUAAUUGUAUGGCUGGAAUAAAAAAAACAGGACUUAACAUGCCUUAUCAAAGCAUUGGGAAUUUGCUUUGACAUAAUUCAGUAUUCUUAAAUAUUUAUGUGAUUGUUUUUUUUUUUUAUUUUAUUUUGUUGUAGAUUUAAGUUUUAAUUUUUUAAAUCCAUGUCUAAGAAGAACUUAGCAUUUUAAAUAUACAUUAACUUUAUUUUUAAAUUAUUAAAAUACUUAACAUGUUCAUUAAUACUUAAGGAACUUGAAUUGUUUCUAGAUUUUUUUUAAAAGCCUUUCAUUUUAAUUACAGAUUCCAUACACACAUCUAGACCUUACUAUCAAAGCACAUAACUCUAUUUUAAAUACCUAUUUCAUUGGAUUUUAUGUAAAUAAAAAUUCUUUUAUCUCAUUAGGCAGUCUGUUCUUAAGGCUAUCUGUAUGUCUUUCUUUGGUUUAUUUAUUGGCCAGUUACAUGUGCAAGUUUGUAAAUUCACAGGCCAUAAUUUAUUUAGUUGUGUAAAUAGUUGGUUAUGUAAAUUUGUACACAAUUAUUACAGUUUGGAUAGCUUUAAAUUUGGAAUGGCUCAGUGCUUCUUGUUAGACUGAUCGUAUUUGUAAAGUACAAACACAGACAUUAUAGUUGAUAGUGCCAAAAUUAUUAUAAAUAAAGCUAUGGAUAAUUUCAUUAUUAAACCCAUAAAGAUACUUAGUGGUGUCUAAAUACCUGUACUUUAUGGUACUUAGCUAAGACAGGGUCAGCCUGUGUCAAAAUAAGUUCACCCCCCCCCCCCCCCUGCUUAUUUUAGUAUGUUGUGCUGAAACUUGGUUACUGGUUAUGGAAUGAUGUAUUUUUGUUAAACCAAUGCCACAGCAGUAAUGUGACCCCCCUUUGUGCCUUGUACACAUUUUAUGUUCAGUAGCAUAAUUACCAAACAUAGAGAUUGUAUGUCAUUUAAGUUUUUAAAGGUCUAAGAAGUGAAGGUGUAGAAUUGUUAUCUGGAUGUAUCCAAUCCCUGAUAGUUUACUUGUUCAUUUGCUAUGUAUUGCAAAUCUUUCAUUUUUUUGUAAAGAUUUGUAGUUGGUGCAAUUUUCUUGUUUAUUUGCUUUCUUUGUCAUUGUUUUAACUUUAAGAAAUCGGUAGAUUUAACAUCCUUUGGAAACAUGAAUCAUAGUGAAACAAACAGCUACCUGCAUCAUUCACAUGCAUGUUUUAGAUGGUAUCCAUUUUCAUUGUUAACUGUUGGCUUCACUUUGGUCUUCCCAUUUUAAUAGUGAUAAUUAACAUGUCAAAUUUGAAGCCACUAAUAGAUAAAUAUUUCUCACAAAACAAUUACGCCAGAGAUUUGGUCAGGCCAAAAAGUUUGGGAUACAAACACUUUUUGUACAUUACUUUGAUUGUAUGUUCAUGAUGUUAUUUUGAAUUAUGACAUUCCAUUAGAAUUCACUCAGAUUCUGAGUUCAGAUGGCCCCGUAAGACACAUCCACUUAAUAAAAGUUACUAUUCUUCAUAUUAACCAUGUCUU
Messenger RNA from Physella acuta, 10731 nucleotides. RefSeq lists its product as uncharacterized. Gene Ontology annotation, molecular function: protein binding. The record is from RefSeq and is a predicted model, not a curated record. Lineage: Eukaryota; Metazoa; Mollusca; Gastropoda; Physidae.